Clunio marinus is the source of this 1400-nucleotide messenger RNA. The record is from the annotation of a GenBank genome assembly. Lineage: Eukaryota; Metazoa; Arthropoda; Insecta; Diptera; Chironomidae.
ACUUGAAAACCGUCGAAUUUUGAUUCCUUUAUGAAAAAAAGAUUUAGUUAAUUAAAACCACUAGAAGUCAACACAAGUGAUUGCCACAAUACAUCAUAAGACCAUGGAAGACUUUCAAAAGAUCGAAAAAAUUGGAGAAGGCACAUAUGGAGUUGUUUACAAAGGACGAAAUAAGAAAACGGGGAAUACCGUCGCAAUGAAGAAAAUUCGUCUCGAAUCUGAGGAUGAAGGAAUACCAUCAACUGCUAUCCGUGAGAUAUCAUUGUUAAAGGAAUUAAAACAUCCGAAUAUUGUUACAUUGGAGGAUGUUGUGAUGGAGGAUAAUCGCUUAUACUUGAUCUUUGAAUUUCUUACAAUGGAUCUCAAAAAAUACAUGGAUUCCUUGCCAUCUGAGAAAAUGAUGGAUCCUGAGUUAGUUCGUAGCUAUCUUUUUCAAAUAACUGCCGCAAUGCUGUUUUGCCAUAGACGUCGCGUAUUGCAUCGUGAUUUAAAGCCUCAAAACUUGCUCAUUAACAAGGAAGGAAUAAUCAAAGUAGCUGACUUUGGUUUAGGUCGUUCUUUCGGUAUUCCAGUUCGUAACUAUACACAUGAGAUUGUCACUUUAUGGUACCGCGCUCCUGAAGUUCUCCUCGGUUCUCAACGCUAUUCUUGUCCAGUCGAUGUUUGGUCAAUUGGGUGCAUCUUUGCUGAAAUGGCGACUCGUAAACCUCUCUUCCAAGGCGACUCUGAAAUUGAUCAGCUCUUCCGUAUGUUCCGCAUUCUUCGUACACCAACUGAAGAGAUUUGGCCAGGCGUUACAUCUUUGCCAGAUUACAAAACAACUUUCCCUUGCUGGACUCAAAACAAUCUCGCUAAUCAAGUAAAAAAUAUUAACUCAGCUGGAAUGGAUCUUCUUCAAAAAAGUCUUGUUUAUGAUCCAGCUUAUCGCAUAUCAGCUCGUGAAAUGAUUGAACAUAAAUACUUUGACGAUAUUGACCGUCGAUCCAUUCCUCUUUAUUAAUUCUUAUUUCCCCCUUCCUUUAUCCUUCAAUCUCAUGUUUAUUCUUCUUCUUUUUAACUAUCAAAAUUUCUCUUCAACCUCAGCUUAGUAUUUUUUUUUUGGAGAAACUAAAAUAGUUAAACGUGCUGCCAUGAUUUAAAGAAGAAAAAUAUUCAUUCGAACAACUUAAUCACAAUUGAAAAUUAAAUAAACUUUUAGAGCGAAUUUGUAAGAUGAUUGAUAAUAAAAAUAAAAAUUCUCUGAUCCAUUGAGUGACUGGACCAACAAGGAGUUGAUUUAGAAUAAAAAUCAUUCGAAUAAUUAGAAAUAGGCGAUGGAUCUGCACUUGAAUUUACAUAAAAGACAUGAUCAAUGAGAUAAAUAAAUUUUUUAAUAAAAUUAUUAAAUUUAAUAAAAGGAA